Molecule: messenger RNA, 1385 nt
Organism: Populus trichocarpa (black cottonwood)
Lineage: Eukaryota; Viridiplantae; Streptophyta; Magnoliopsida; Malpighiales; Salicaceae
Exons: 3
Coding region: 363-926 (187 amino acids)
Source: RefSeq, a predicted model, not a curated record
AAAUGGACAGAAGCCAUGAAAUUAACGAGAUAAAAAAAAAGGGGGAGGAGCGGAAUCCUUGGAUGCAUGAAUGCGUGAUGCAUGCCAAGGAAAGGGAGAGUGCAGUGCUGUGCUUUGAUUAGCUUAUAUAUAUAAAAAAAGACGUGUCAAAUCCGCGUAAAAUAAACGCGUGAGAGGAGGAGUGGAUGAGACGAGUCGUUAUUGAUUAUUAAUAUCACCAACCUAAAGAAGUAGUACAUAUAUAGAAGGAGCCAUGGGAAGGUCUCAAUAGUUUGUUUCUGUCUUAAGAAAAGAAGUCUUCGAUCUCGAUCACAACACCGCAAUCUCAAUCGGCACAGUUUGUUAUUCUUCCCUGACAAAACAUGGGAGGUGGAAAAGAUAAGGACAAGAAUGGUGACGAGCAGGAAAAAGGUCUCUUUGGUCAUGGUUUUGGUCAUGGUGCUCCUGGAUAUCCUCCACAGCCUGGAGCAUAUCCCCCUCAAGGCUAUCCUCCUCAAGGUUAUCCACCCCAAGGGUAUCCCCCACAGGGCUACCCUCCCGCUGGGUACCCUCCCGGUGCAUACCCACCAUCUGGUUAUCCUCCUGGCCCAUCUGCUCCCCACCAACCAGGACAUAGUGGUGGGGGCCUUGGGGGCCUGCUUGCUGGGGGGGCUGCUGCUGCUGCAGCCGCUUAUGGUGCCCAUGCGCUUCAAGGUGUAGGCCGUGGUGGUUACGGCGGAGGCCAUGGUGGUUACGGCGGAGGCGGUUACGGAGGGGGCCAUGGUGGUUACGGAGGGGGCCAUGGUGGUUACGGCGGGGGCUAUGGUGGUGGUUAUGGUGGUGGUCAUGGAAAAUUCAAGCACGGCGGCAAGCACGGCGGUGGAAAAUUCAAGCGUGGGAAGUUUGGGAAGAAGCACGGAGGAGGGAAAUUUAAGAAGUGGAAGUGAUCAUCCUGCAUGUCAACUGGAUUUAGUCUUGAUUGGCUACGCAUUAGCAGAUUCUGGUUUCUUUGAAUAAAUCUUACUUUUUACCAUCUCCAGCUAACCUUUUUAGCUGACUUUGAUGAUUACAUUGCUGGUCCAACAUAAACAUAAUAUAUAUAUAUGUUUGAUUUGUGCUUCCAAUACAUAUGUUGUACACCUAUACUGUUCAUAGGUAGCCCAUCAUCGAUCACAGUUCCUUGUCACGGGGCCAUUAUGUGAGUUCUUCACCUUGGGUUUUGUUGGCAGGCAAAUUAACCUGCGUUUGCUGCUGCUGCUGCGGUUAGGGUUUUCCAGAUUGUUGAUUGUAAUAGAAAAGCCUUUUGUUCUGCUUUCCUCCCUCAAUUGUCACUCAGGAAUGAUUCGUGUCUUGUUUAAUUUACCAAUAGGAAGGAACUUAACAGAGUUUGAUGGCUUUUUCUUUCA